AUGAUUACGAAGUACUUCACGAAGGUUUACGUGAGGUUUAACCCAUUUGGCAAGGAAGCUAAGAAUGCUAGGCUGUUCCUCAGCUCGAUACCACCUUUGCAGAGAACCACUAAUACUCAAGUAUCUCAUGAAAUCAUAUCUGGAUCUUCUACCGGAAGUCCACUACUAAGAGUCACAUUCAGAGAUAAGACGGAGAUGGAAUUGGAUCCUAGUAAGUUAUCAUUCAAAGAAGUAUCAAACUACUUUGAUGGCCAUUCCAGAAAGCUGCAGAUCAAGGACGUUACCGAGAACCAGUGA
This is a messenger RNA of Eremothecium sinecaudum, 297 nucleotides long. RefSeq names its product mitochondrial 54S ribosomal protein mL53 (gene MRPL44). The record is from RefSeq and is a predicted model, not a curated record. Gene Ontology annotation, molecular function: structural constituent of ribosome. Gene Ontology annotation, cellular component: mitochondrial large ribosomal subunit. The transcript has 2 exons. NCBI's taxonomy places the organism in Eukaryota, Fungi, Ascomycota, Saccharomycetes, Saccharomycetales, Saccharomycetaceae. Bases 1 to 297 code for a protein of 98 amino acids.